Molecule: messenger RNA, 1771 nt
Organism: Acomys russatus (golden spiny mouse)
Lineage: Eukaryota; Metazoa; Chordata; Mammalia; Rodentia; Muridae
Gene: Pld3
Product: phospholipase D family member 3
Exons: 11
Coding region: 22-1488 (488 amino acids)
Molecular function (GO): catalytic activity
Source: RefSeq, a predicted model, not a curated record
CUCCACCAGCUGCCGGGCAAGAUGAAGCCUAAACUGAUGUACCAGGAGCUGAAGGUCCCUGUCGAGGAGCCUGCCAGGGAACUGGCCGUGAAUGAAAUCGAGGCGUGGAAAGCAGCAGAGAAGAAAGCCCGCUGGGUCCUCCUGGUCCUCAUCCUGGCGGUGGUGGGCUUCGGUGCCCUGAUGACUCAGCUGUUUCUGUGGGAGUACGGGGACUUACAUCUGUUUGGACCCAACCAGCGCCCAGCCCCCUGCUAUGACCCUUGCGAGGCGGUGCUGGUGGAGAGCAUUCCUGAGGGUCUGGAGUUCCCCAAUGCCACCACGAGCAACCCCUCCACCAGCCAGGCCUGGUUGGGCCUCCUUGCCGGUGCUCACAGCAGCCUGGACAUCGCGUCCUUCUACUGGACCCUCACCAACAAUGACACCCACACGCAAGAGCCCUCUGCCCAGCAGGGUGAAGAGAUUCUCCAGAAGCUUCAGGCUCUAGCACCCCGGGGUGUGCAGGUUCGCAUCGCUGUGAGCAAACCCAAUGGACCUCUGGCUGAUCUGCAGUCCCUGCUACAGAGUGGUGCCCAGGUCCGAAUGGUGGACAUGCAGAAACUAACCCAUGGCGUCCUGCACACCAAGUUCUGGGUGGUAGAUCAGACCCACUUUUACCUGGGCAGUGCCAACAUGGACUGGCGCUCGCUGACUCAGGUCAAGGAGCUGGGAGUGGUCAUGUACAACUGCAGCUGCCUCGCUCGGGACCUGACCAAGAUUUUUGAGGCCUACUGGUUCCUGGGCCAGGCAGGUAGCUCCAUUCCGUCAACCUGGCCACGGCCCUUUGACACCCGCUACAACCAAGAGACCCCAAUGGAAAUCUGCCUCAAUGGCACACCAGCACUGGCCUACCUGGCGAGUGCACCCCCGCCACUCUGUCCGAGUGGCCGCACCCCAGACCUGAAGGCUCUGCUCAACGUGGUGGACAAUGCGCGGAGCUUCAUCUACAUUGCAGUCAUGAACUACCUGCCCACUAUGGAGUUCUCCCACCCACGCAGGUUCUGGCCCGCCAUCGACGAUGGGCUGCGACGGGCCGCCUAUGAACGGGGCGUCAAAGUGCGCUUGCUGGUCAGCUGCUGGGGCCACUCUGAGCCAUCCAUGCGGUCCUUCCUGCUCUCCCUGGCUGCCCUUCGUGACAACCAUACCCACGCGGACGUUCAGGUGAAACUGUUUGUGGUCCCUGCGGAUGAGGCCCAGGCUCGAAUCCCCUACGCCCGCGUCAACCACAACAAGUACAUGGUGACUGAACGAGAUACGUACAUUGGAACCUCCAACUGGUCUGGGAGCUACUUCACGCAGACAGCGGGCACCUCCCUGCUGGUGACACAGAACGGGCACGGUGGCUUGCACAGCCAGCUGGUGUCCGUGUUCCUGAGAGACUGGGAGUCCUCCUACAGCCACAAUCUCGACACCUCAGCUGAUAACGUGGGCAAUGCCUGUCGCCUGCUUUGAGUCCCAGCCCAACGGGACAGGCCAAAGCCUUCCAGGCCCCCUGGGACUCAGCUCCUGCGUCCUGCUCCACCCGUCCCCACACCCUUGCUUCUCUCUGCCCUAUUGUGGCUCCACACUCUGCACUACACUCCCCACAUCGCUACCUCCACUGGCCUGACACUCUGGUCCUUGUGGACCUAGCAGACCUGGGGGAGGGUCAGGCCCCAAAUAAGUGGGGGUGCAUGCUGGGCCCGGACCUUUGGCCCAACCCCCCCCCUCCGCAAAGGGGCCAAGAAUAUAACGA